Molecule: messenger RNA, 3378 nt
Organism: Rhagoletis zephyria (snowberry fruit fly)
Lineage: Eukaryota; Metazoa; Arthropoda; Insecta; Diptera; Tephritidae
Gene: mmd
Product: disintegrin and metalloproteinase domain-containing protein mind-meld
Biological process (GO): proteolysis
Molecular function (GO): metalloendopeptidase activity
Source: RefSeq, a predicted model, not a curated record
CGGCGAGACGUUCGCUGGUGGCGAAGCGGGCAUUUCUGUGCCGGAGACUGUGUGUACGCCGCGUGCGGUUGGCAUCAGCGUCGAUAUCAACGUUUACGAGCCACAUCUGCUGGCUGGCACAAUGGCGCACAUGAUUGGCCAUAAUAUCGGCAUGGGGCACGAUGAUGGACGUGAGGAGUGCUUCUGCCGCGACUGGCAUGGCUGCAUAAUGGCCCAAUCGAUUGUUGGCCAGGAAAAUGUGCAGCCAUACAAAUUUUCCGAGUGCAGUAAAAAGGAUUAUAUCGAUGCGCUGCGCACCGGACAUGGGUUGUGUUUACUCAAUAAGCCAAAUGAGAUCGAAAUGCGUCGCAAUUGUGGCAAUAAGAUCAUCGAAGAAGACGAAGAAUGUGAUUGUGGCACCUUCGAGGAGUGUGCCUUAGAUCCGUGUUGCGAUGGCAUUACCUGUAAACUGAAAUCAGAGGCGCAAUGUGCCAGCGGCGCCUGUUGUGAUCAGUGUCGCCUUCGUCCAAAGGACUAUAUCUGCCGUGAUUCGCACAACGAAUGCGAUCUGCCAGAAUAUUGUGAUGGUGAAAUUGGUCACUGCCCAGCUGAUGUGUUUAGAAAGAAUGGAUCACCGUGCGGACAUACUAAAGCAGGAACAUCGGGUUACUGCUUUCAAGGUGACUGUCCCACCUUGAAUCUGCAAUGCGAAGCCAUCUGGGGUUAUGGUGGCUCGGCGGCCGAUCGGCAAUGCUAUGAGCAAUUCAAUUCAAAGGGUUCAAUCAAUGGCCAUUGUGGGCGUGACGCAAAUGAACAUUACAUUAAAUGCGAGCCAGAAAAUGUUCAAUGUGGCACACUGCAAUGCAAGGAGGGCGAACGGCAGCCGGUCAAUGAUGGCAUUGAUCAACUUUAUUCGAACACGAUAAUCUCAAUAAAAGGAUUGGAGUAUGAAUGCAAAGCCACCAGCGGUCAAGUGGGCACCAAUGAAUAUCCAGAACAUGGCUUGGUGAAGGAUGGUACGCCAUGCGGUAAAGAUUUGAUUUGUCUGAAUCAGACUUGCGUCAGCAUUUUUCCACACAUCGAUCAAACAAAAUGUCCGACAAAUAAACAAGGCCAAGAGUGUUCAGAACGCGGAGUCUGUACGAAUACGAAUCGCUGUUUCUGCGACAUGGGCUGGGGCGGCAUCGAUUGUAGCCUUGUAGUUUUAUUGACCACACCACUGCCAACGGAAGCGCUGCCAACCGCGGAGAACACUAUCAAAAUGGAGAAGAAGGAGACGCCAUAUGAGAACUACCACGGCUCAAAUACAGUAUUCCUGGUCGGUGUACUAAUGUCAGUUGUUGGGUUCGUUUUUGUUACUUUCACCUUGAUGGCACUGUGCUACAGGUCAGUUGUAGUACAUAGAAACUUCUCCCUGUGUCUGAGACGCAAAACCACUACCCUCAAAUAUGAUCCGCCAUACUCGAAAAAGCCCAUCGCCAAGGGCUAUGCCAGCGCCGCAGCCACUGCCGCCAAUCAUCACUCGGUUGAGGAGGUUUCACUGGAUGGUUCCAGCAAAUUGGUGUACGCCAAUCAGGCAGGCUUCAGGGAUAAAAGCAUACAUGGCCGCCGUUAUACUGGCGGCGGCGAAGAUGAUCAGGCCCAUUCUGAAAAGGGCAUACUAAAGAAGCACAGCUACGGGCUUGUGCACACCGAACAGUUGAAGGACAAAUGGGGCGACGAUGUACAGUCCGACAAUCUCGAGCUUAUUACACAACAGGACGGUGCACUCGGCGCCUCCACUAGCGGUGGUGCGGCGGUCUCCGAAGUAGAGCGCACCCUAAAAUCCCUCAACGGCUAUCACGAAGACAUCCUCGAGGCAUUGCGUAAUGCGGCCUCACAUCGUGGCACCGCCACCGGCAAUACGCCAGUCGGUAGCGGCAGCCUAAGCGAAGAGAUGCUACGCAAAACGCUGCAAGACUGCCAAAGUGCACAACUUGGCUACAGCGUGGAACCGUAUAAACGCUCAAGCGGUUCCAAGUCUAGUUCACGUGAAAAUAUCUGCGAUCCGGCGCAAGCGCAUUUGCUCAUCGAAAGUGCGGGCAUUGGCGGGCAUGCCGGUGCCGUGUUGCAUCAUCAUCGAUCACAGCAUCAGCUGCAUCAGCCGCCACCAACACUGCAACAGCAACAACCGCCGCUGGACGACGAUGAUGCUCCAUCGACUGGACCGCUGCGUAUACGCAAUUUGGAGGAUCUGAUACGACAGCUGGAGCAUCAUUCGUCGCGCCAUAUGAGUCCUAGCGGCUCCGAGGACAUUCGAAUGUCCGAGACGGAAGCCGAUCGCCAUUAUAGAUUAGAUAGUUCCGCCGCUUGUAGUGAAUCCUCGCAAGGCAGUCGUUUGCGCCCGCGCUCCGACGAGGAGUCGCGCUUCGCCUACGGAAGGUACAGACAUCCUCCUCAAGCAACAAGUAGACAUCCAUCGCAUCAAUCGCACUCACCUCAUGCUUUCGGCCACCAUACGCAUCAUUCGCACGCCCACGGUCAUGCUACGCACGGCCCACACUCAUCACAUCACUCGUCGCAUACACACUUGCACCAGGACGACGAGGGUAUAUACGAGAGUGCCGAUCACCAUGAACGUUCGGUGGUUGAGGCACGACUCGAUCCGCGUGAAACACCCGACAGUGAGAGUGAUGACUUUAUUCAAGCUCAACAACAGUUAGCCCGGUGGGCGAGUGAGGAUGUGGUAUCCGUCGUGGUAUUGGAUCAACAGCAAUCCGGCACAAUGUCGGAUUCCCAACAAUCCAGCGGCGUCGGACCAAUGUCAACGGCUACAACGAGUACCGUUAUACAUCAUCAACACCCGCACCAGCACCACGGCGAUCAUCCAUCCUCGGCAGCGGCCUCAGCGGCAGCGGCGGCGGCGGCAGCAGCAGCGGCAGCCAACAGCAACUCUAUAAUGGGUUUGGGGGUCGUACCAAAUGGUAUAAAUGUAAGUCAGAGGGACUAUUACCCCUCGCCACCCUCAACGGAGACGGAAAGCAGUGGAAGUGUUAUCCAAUCGCUCAGCCGCCGUUUGCCUAUGCCAGCCGAUACAGGCCAACAGCAAGCGCAAUUGCAACUGCAUCAACUGCAUCAGCAUCAACAGCAGCAGCAGCAGCAGCAUCUGCAUCAGCAGCAAAUGCAGCUGCAGCAGCAGCAAGGCGACACCACCAGCAGCAGCAACAACAGUCAAUCAGGACAAAUAAUGGAGAAUGGUCGAUAUCCGGAAUAUAAACACUGAUCAUAAUGGCAAUGCCAACAACAGCAGCAACAACAAAUACAAUAACAACAACAACACGAGCAAGAGCUACAAUAGCAAAAACAACAACAGCAACCACAAUAAUAAAUUGUAUAUAGCAAAGCACAGUAGAUAAUACC